AUGAUCAUGUCUGAGACCUACGUGCUGGACUCGGGCUUUGACCCAGAUCAGUUUGUGGCCGACAUCAAGGAAGCCAAGGCAGCCGUGGGAGAUGCCACGGAAGCAGAUGCUCGUCACCUGCAAGGCUUGGUGCUGACCUCACAGGUCUUGCUUUAUGGCGGUCAUUCCUUGCUGCUGCUUGGUGCAGCUCUGCCAAGCUAUUCCUGGGUCUUGUUGGCCACAGGCGCAUUCAUGAUCUCUUUCGCCCGAUGCAUGAAGUGGACCAUCAUUGGUCAUCACGUCUCGCACGGAGGUUUUGACAAGCUGCAGAAGUCGCAUCCAAACGCUCUGCCAUCGCACUACAAGCGCGGCGUUUUCGCGAUUGGUGUCCGCCGCUUUUUUGAUUGGAUGGACUGGAUGCUGCCGCAGGCUUGGGAUGUUGAGCACAACAAG
Messenger RNA from Symbiodinium pilosum, 432 nucleotides. The record is from the annotation of a GenBank genome assembly. NCBI's taxonomy places the organism in Eukaryota, Dinophyceae, Suessiales, Symbiodiniaceae.